Molecule: messenger RNA, 513 nt
Organism: Tripterygium wilfordii
Lineage: Eukaryota; Viridiplantae; Streptophyta; Magnoliopsida; Celastrales; Celastraceae
Product: NAC domain-containing protein JA2-like
Exons: 2
Coding region: 1-513 (170 amino acids)
Biological process (GO): system development; regulation of DNA-templated transcription
Molecular function (GO): DNA binding
Source: RefSeq, a predicted model, not a curated record
AUGGAUUUGGAUUUGGAGAAUUUGGCGGCUGGGUAUCGCUUCAACCCAACUGCAGAGGAGCUCCUAAUGCAAUACCUUUGCCCUCGCCGGAGCUACAUGCCCGUCCCCUGUGGCGACCGUAUCGUAAAGGACGUUGAACUGUACGGUAAAGAAAACCCGUGGACUCUAUUUGGAGUCACCGAUGAGUCACAAGAAUGUUGCUUUUUCGUCUUCACCUAUUUAAAGAAACUCUCUGGGGAAAACGGCAGACCAAGACCCAACGAGAGGAAAAUUCGAAGGGCCGGCUCGGGGGUUUGGACUAGCCGGAGAGUAAAUGAUGUGAAAGACAGUGAAGGAAACGUUAUUGGUGUUGAUCGGUACUAUUUCUUCUCUACAGGGGAGGACAAGAAGAAGAAUGUUCAUGGUCGCUGGACUAUGCACGAGGUUAUUUGUAUUGUUGCUUGCAACACCCAGAUUGUAAUCAAGCACACUGCCUCCGGGAUAAGACCCCAGGACCCUGCUCAAGGUUCCUGA